Molecule: messenger RNA, 1103 nt
Organism: Salvia hispanica
Lineage: Eukaryota; Viridiplantae; Streptophyta; Magnoliopsida; Lamiales; Lamiaceae
Gene: AAR3
Product: defective in cullin neddylation protein (DUF298)
Biological process (GO): protein neddylation
Cellular component (GO): ubiquitin ligase complex
Molecular function (GO): ubiquitin-like protein binding; ubiquitin conjugating enzyme binding; cullin family protein binding
Source: RefSeq, a predicted model, not a curated record
UUUAAUCAAAUCUCACACUGCUAAAAUUAAAAACACAAAAUCCUUCAAGUUUGCAGCUGCCACCGCGCUCCCAGUGAAUUUGCAACCUGGGAUUUCGUUUCCGCAGCGAAACCCCACUACUCCAUGGAUUUUUCCUUCGACGUUUUCCAAAUCUACCGUCAGUACUAUGAUAUUACAUCGAGGGCUAUUAUAAAUAAGUCGGAAGAUCAUGGUCCGUACGAAGAGUUGCAGAGGACAAGAGACUUGAGAGAGGAAUUGGCACAGCUGUGGAAAUUGGUGGAGCCAAAAGUCAGUACAAGGUAUGUUUCGAUUCUAGAUGAAGUGUCCAAGCUGAUGUCAAGACUAAACUUGAGGGCAGAGUAUUCUGAGUUCUCACGCUUUUAUGACUUUGUGUUCUUCAUUUGUCGGGAAAAUGGCCAGAAAAACAUCACUGCAAGCAGGGCUAUUAUGGCGUGGAGAUUAGUCUUAUCUGGAAGGUUUCGUCUGCUUAAUCAUUGGUGCAACUUUGUGGAGAAAAAUCAACGAUAUAACAUAUCUGAGGACACGUGGCGACAAGUUUUAGCUUUCAGUCGAUGUGUCCAUGAAAAUCUUGAAGGGUACGACCCCGAAGGAGCAUGGCCGGUACUUAUUGAUGACUUCGUCGAAUACAUGUACAGGAUUAGGGGAAGCCAUGGUGAUUCAUUCUGCAACUGCAAUGAUGCGGAAGCCCAACCAGGCGAGAUCACAUCAUCGGGUUUGAAAAACUACCCCGGUUCGAAGAGGAGGUUCUGGGGCAACAAUGAGCAGGCAGGACAGGACUCAUGUACGAGCAAUAGUAGCUAUGCAAGUUGCAAGAGACGGAAUAUGUAUCUCCCAGAGUUGGAUUAUGCCAAGUCCGUAUGUUCAGUCGAGGGCUGUUUGUCGAAGGGGUUUGCAGGACUUCUCUCUGGCCAUUCGUGUCUCAAUUUCGAGCAAGAUAGACGAGUUCCAUACACUUAAAAAUUGCGUAAGUUUGAGGCUUGGUUGCAGCGCUUUGAUUUGUUUGAGAUUAUUGAAAUGAGUAAGGCUACUCAGCUUCUUAUUAUUAUUAUCUACUAGUAAUAAAAUGCUUAAUUUGAAUGUCA